Molecule: messenger RNA, 3006 nt
Organism: Uncinocarpus reesii 1704
Lineage: Eukaryota; Fungi; Ascomycota; Eurotiomycetes; Onygenales; Onygenaceae
Exons: 2
Coding region: 1-3006 (1001 amino acids)
Biological process (GO): DNA replication checkpoint signaling; DNA repair; replication fork arrest
Cellular component (GO): replication fork protection complex
Molecular function (GO): DNA binding
Source: RefSeq, a predicted model, not a curated record
AUGGCCACGCCCAGAUCCGAAAGGUCUACUAGAGACGAAGGAAUUAUUAAGUUGAUGUUGUACUUUUUUCGAAAUAUUGCUGUCCUCACUUCGCCGACCAACCUAACCGUUGAUGGAGACGACGACAAAGCUACGAGGUCCGCUACGAUCGACGCCUUCCAGCAGCAAGAUAUAUUUGCUCUUUUGUUGACGAUGUGCUCCACUAUGGGAGAAGACUUUACGUUUCAGGACGUAAUUAUCCUUGAGAUUCUGUUCAACUUGGUCAAGGGUGUCGAUGUUAAACAACUGUUCAAACCGGCUGAACGGGCCGGUAUUACGAAAGCAAAUGAGUUGGAAAGCUUGUUGCAAAAAGAGUCCGAGUUGAAUCGGGAACAUGCCAAAACUGCACCAACCCGGCACGGUCGAUUUGGUACGAUGAUUUGGGUCAAAAGAGAUGAUGAGAAAUUUUCUACCGUAUCUGGACAAGACGUGUUGAAGGGCGACAGAGCAACUCUUUUGAAAAUGGAUAAGAGCAAAAAGUGGAAUAAGCCUAGGUUCAAAAGGGAGGUUGUAGAUCCGUCCUCAAACAAUUUCAAUGUCAAAGUUAUGCUCACCCCAUCAGCGUCGAAGAACUUGCAAACUUUCGUCGAAGAAUUUCUUGACUCCGGAUUUAACCCGUUAUUUACUCACUUGCGGAAAGCAAUUGAACGUGAGGCGGAGCGCAUCACUGAAUCAACUUCUCGACAAUUCUGGUAUGUGGUGUCAUGGUUUCUGCACGCGGAACGGGUUCGUCGAGAGCACCAAAAGGAAGCUCGCCAACAAGCUAGAGGGAGAGCAAAGGACAUAGAGCCGGAUGACUUCUCUCUUGUGGCAAGUGUCCUCAAUCAAGAGACAUUUGUGAAUCUGAAUAGAUAUAUGCAACACUGUCUCGAUUAUAAAGAUUGGCAGGAUCUCACAGCUGGCAUGAAGUGUUUCACCCAGAUUCUUCUAACAGUUCAAGAAAUGGCAAUAUCAACCCUUGAAGAAGACCAGGAAAUCGCAGAAAACAUCCAAAACCGGAUAUUUUAUGAGGAAACCACACAUGAUCGGAUAUUGGUUAUCCUGCGAAACUAUAACGAUCAGGGUUUUUGGUACCUCGACGCGUGCACAGAACUUGCACAUGUCUUUCUUCGAAUGCUUGAGCAGUACUCCAAACAGAAUGUCGAUAUGCAAGUUCGGUCACGGAGACGAGGUCGCCGGAAGAAGACCCAGACAACGGCGCCGGAUCAAGACGGCGUCGAGGAAGACGGCGGGCACGGCUCAGAGGCUGAAGACCGAGCAGAAGCAAAUCGCACAGCAGUCGAACGAUCUUUCGACUUUAAGCGAUUCUCUCUCAAAUUCUGCACACAAAAGUCCGUGGAUACCUUCGUCGCCUUCACCAACUACUACCGAGAAUUAGAUUCGGAGCAGCUGAAGCGAGCGCAUCGUUUUCUCCACAGGGUUGCAUUUAAACAAGACAGGGGUAUUUUACUCUUCCGCUUAGAUAUCAUUUCGCUACUGUUCAAAAUGAUCAAGGGUCCUGAAGGGCUUGAUGCAUCGAAAUCCUCUUUCAAGGAAUGGGAAGAGCUUGUCCGUCAUUUGUUCCGAAAUCUAGUUAGGAAGCUUAAACAGCGUCCCGAGUUGGUUGUUGAGUUGUUGUUUAGCAAGAUCAACUCCACCUUGUUCUAUCUGGAGUACGGUUAUGAGAAACAAAGUCUGUCGGAAUCUAAGCCAGCGGCUGAGCUGGAGAUCAAACCUGGCAGCGCUUCGACGCUGGAUGAGAAGAUCAGAAUUGUAGUGGCUGCUUUGAUUCAAGAUGAUAAACUGCCACUGGUGAAGUGGCUAGGUGGAGUUCUAGAUUCAGCUAUCAGCGAGAGACAGAGUUGGGAAAUGGAAGCCGAGGCUAGAGCUGCUUCAUCUACUGAGGAGCAGGCAGAAGCAAAACCUCCCUCGAUUGCUGUUGUGCCGGAAGAUGAUGACUGCCGCGACGCCAUGUUUAGGAAUGGGCGACUACGUCUUUUAAUGACGCUGGCCGGUUUCAAAUGUUUUGAUGAAGAUGAGCUCAGCGCUUCGUGGAUAAUCUCGUCCUCAAUCUCAUCGUCUACGCUGAAAGAAUCCAGUACAUUAAUCGAAAAGCACUGUGAAAAUCCGGUAGAGGAUAUCGACGGUGCAGAUCCACGGGAUCUAAUACGCCGAAAGCGGACGACGGCCGAUCUGAAGGCUUCCCACCAUGAGUCCAUUGAAAGCGUUCAUUUUGGAAGUGAUUCGGAAGGAGAAGAUGAGAUUCUGUUUCCACCGAACCUUGUUCAAAGGUCGAAGGCGGCGAAAGGGCGGAAGCUCACGAGAAGGAAAAGAAAGGAUGGCGAUGAUAACGAAAGUGGCCUAGACGAUGCAGAGCUGGAGGCUCGACAAGCAGCCAGGAAACGCAAUGCUCUAGAACGCCAAAGAAAGAUUAAAAGUGAUCUUUACGUUCGCCCGAGCGACGACGAAACGGACGAAGAAGCGGACGCUCGCUUCUUUGCAAAAGAAAAUGAACGGAGACUGGCACAAGCUGCGCGUAUCCAAAAAGCUUUGGAAACAGGCGUUUUGGAGAAUAGUGUGCCCCAGAAACAAACAAAACCCAAAGCUAGCCGGAAGCGCAAAGCGAACUCAAUACCCGAGUCAGAUAUUGAAGAUGAUGCGAAUAUCCCGUCGAAACGCCGACGCGACGAAGCUGGAGGUGAGUCCGACAGUGCGGACGAAGAUGGUGUCGAUUCCGGAUCUCCUUCGUCUCGAGGCUCCUCGACGCCGACCCCUGAUAUUGAUCCCAUGCCUAUGAGAUCUCCGAGUGUGGAAUUGCCUUGGAGCGCCGGAGUUGAUCAGAUGCUGAAGGGGGCCAUACCGGACAACGAGAAAGAGAGCGGUGCUAGUGACAAUGAGGAAGAGGAUGACGAUGACCUUGUUCUGACAGCGAGAAGUACGCGGCGGCGGGCCAUGGCCGGUUUUGUUUUUGAAAGCGAUUCUGAAUGA